GGGCCGACCGGUAGGCAUCAGUUUCAAUGUUGAUCUCUUGCGGUGAAUAAGGUGCCGUGCUCGCCAUUAGGAAAGGUGGAAAGUUUUGGAAUAUAUCUUGACUUACGAACGAACAGUGUGUUAUAUUAAGUGGAAUUGAAAAAAGCGAGCAGAUAUAAUCGCAGUUCGGUGUGCUUUUCGAUUGAAUUUACUCCAUCAAAUAAAUUAAAAUGUGUGACGACGAUGCAGCAGCACUGGUUGUUGACAACGGAUCCGGAAUGUGUAAGGCCGGUUUUGCUGGGGAUGACGCACCUCGUGCGGUUUUCCCAUCGAUCGUAGGACGUCCGCGUCACCAGGGUGUAAUGGUCGGUAUGGGUCAGAAAGACUCGUAUGUCGGUGAUGAGGCCCAGUCCAAGCGUGGUAUUCUCACCCUGAAGUACCCGAUCGAACAUGGCAUCAUCACUAACUGGGAUGAUAUGGAGAAGAUCUGGCACCACACCUUUUACAAUGAGCUUCGUGUCGCCCCGGAGGAGCACCCAGUCCUGCUGACUGAGGCCCCGCUCAACCCGAAGGCUAACCGCGAGAAGAUGACUCAGAUUAUGUUUGAGACCUUCAACUCGCCGGCCAUGUACGUCGCCAUCCAGGCCGUGCUGUCCCUGUACGCUUCCGGUCGUACUACCGGUAUUGUGCUGGACUCCGGCGAUGGUGUCUCCCACACUGUCCCAAUCUAUGAAGGUUAUGCUCUUCCCCAUGCCAUCCUCCGUCUGGAUCUGGCUGGUCGCGAUCUCACCGAUUACCUGAUGAAGAUCCUGACCGAGCGCGGCUACUCGUUCACUACCACGGCUGAGCGCGAAAUCGUCCGUGACAUUAAGGAGAAGCUGUGCUAUGUUGCUCUGGACUUCGAGCAGGAAAUGGCAACCGCUGCAGCCUCAACCUCGCUAGAGAAGUCGUAUGAACUUCCCGAUGGUCAGGUCAUCACCAUCGGUAAUGAGCGCUUCCGUUGCCCUGAGGCUCUCUUCCAGCCAUCCUUCCUGGGCAUGGAGUCGUGUGGCAUCCACGAGACCGUCUACAACUCGAUCAUGAAAUGCGAUGUGGAUAUCCGUAAGGAUCUGUACGCCAACACUGUGCUGUCCGGUGGUACCACCAUGUAUCCAGGCAUUGCUGAUCGAAUGCAGAAGGAAAUCACUGCAUUGGCACCAUCAUCGAUUAAAAUCAAGAUCAUCGCUCCUCCAGAGCGUAAGUACUCCGUCUGGAUCGGUGGAUCCAUCCUAGCCUCGCUGUCUACCUUCCAGGCCAUGUGGAUCUCGAAGCAGGAAUAUGACGAAUCUGGUCCAGGAAUUGUCCACCGCAAGUGCUUCUAAGACGGUUCACUGUUUAGACCUGUAUACAUGGCUGUCAAUGAACACUUAAACACCCCGCUGUACCGCCAAAGAUCGUGACUCGAGGUAUAGACAGUAAAUUAUAUAGUAUUACCCCACUUUUGCCAGGGGAACUCGAAUAUAUUAUAUUGGAAUCGCGUAGGCAUCACACAUUAGUAGUCUCUCUAUGCAAAUACACACAUAAGCAAUCGCAACACACACAUGCACACCCGCCCCUCAUAACUGUAACCAUUGGAUACACACCACUGGGUUUUCCGCAGUAAAUAUCUCGCGGGCUUUCUUUUUUGAGUAGGAGGAAAAUUUUACAACAUGAGCUCUUCACACUGCUGCGCCGCGAAAGUAGCCAAAACGAGUGAAAUGUGAUUAAAAGUUAGGAAAAAAUAACAAAAGAAAAUCCUUUGCGUGCGCGUGUACGCCGUGUUGUGUGAGUAAACACAUGGAAAGCUUACUUGUAGGUAUUUAGUCAUACUAAACAAACACACACACACACACACACAAGUAUUGAGUUCAACAAAUCAACUCUUUAUUGAAUGUGUCUCAGUCGUUUUUCUUCUGGAAAGGCUUCCGAGGUUAACCGAGUAUGUCGAUAGAUUCGAAUCCGUAUUGAACACACGCGCGUUUCUCUUAUGAAAAUAGACCUACGGCUUGUUCCCAUCGUAGUUUAUAGUGUGCAGGGGUAGCUUUUAGGUGGUAUCAGCCGCAGGGUGCUGUUUGUGUUAAGUUGCAGUUUAAUUUAUCGUUUCUUCUUAAUUUUUGCGAAUAUUCUUCCAGAAAUUCUACUAAAUAUUUAAUUUGAAGCGUUGAGAUUCGAUAAAACGAGGAAUAAAACGACAUCCCAAAUACUAAAUGGGAUUCUCAUGAACUUUAUGAAAUAAAAUAGAUAAAAGAUAA
Molecule: messenger RNA, 2249 nt
Organism: Anopheles funestus (African malaria mosquito)
Lineage: Eukaryota; Metazoa; Arthropoda; Insecta; Diptera; Culicidae
Product: actin-1
Exons: 3
Coding region: 210-1340 (376 amino acids)
Biological process (GO): mitotic cytokinesis
Source: RefSeq, a predicted model, not a curated record